AUGAAUAAUAAUAAUAAUAAUAAUAAUAAUAAUAAUAAUAAUAAUACUAAUAAUAUUAUUGAUGAUAAUGAUGAAAUUGCAAUUGUUGGUAUUGGAUUUAGAUUACCAUCGGGAGAUAUUUCUAAAUCAAAUGAUUCACCAAUUGAAUUAUGGGAUAAUUUAAUGAAUGGAUUUGAUGGUAUUAUUGAAAGUAGAGAAAGAUGGAGUGAUAAUUUCAAUGAAUUGGGUGAAAUUUCAAAUGGAAAUGCUGGUUUAUUACCACUUGAUGAAUGGAAAUCAUUUGAUCCAUUAUUUUUUGGUAUUAAUCCAUCAGAAGCACCAAGCAUUGAUCCACAACAAAGACUAUUAUUAAAAUGUACAUGGGAAGCAUUAGAAGAUGCAAGAAUUGAUCCAAUGAAAAUUCGUGGUUCAAAUACAUCAGUUUUCAUUGGUUGUUCAACUAAUGAUUAUCAAAAUCAACAACAAAAUCAAAUGAAUAAUAACAAAUCUAAUAUAUUCGGGUUGACAAAUCAUUCAAUUUCAAAUCGUAUAUCAUAUUGUUUUGAUUUUCGUAAUGAAUCAAUUACAAUUGAUACAGCAUGUUCAUCAUCAUUGAAUGCUAUUAAAAUGGGUUACCAAUCAAUUAAAUUCAGUAAGCAGAACAAUUGUAAUUUAUCAAUUGUCGGUGGUGUAAAUUUAUUGUUGGAUACAAACGUUUCAAAAUCAUUCACCCAUUUAAAUAUGUUAAGUAAAUCAACUAAUGGUACAGCAAGGUGUAUGACAUUUGAUGAAAGUGCUGAUGGAUAUGUCAGAGGAGAAGGUGUUGGAAUUGUGGUUUUAAAAAGUUUAAAACAAGCAUUAUCAGAUGGUAAUACCAUUUAUUGUAUUAUCAAUGGUGCAAGUUCAAAUGUUGAUGGUGGUGGUUUAAAAGAUAAACAAAACUUUUUUUCACCUUCAUCAAUAUCACAGUGUGAAAAUAUUAAAAUGGCAAUUCAAUCAACCAAUGGUAAAAUUAAAUUCAAUAAUAUCGAUUAUAUUGAAGCACAUGGUACUGGUACACCAACUGGCGAUCCAAUUGAAUUAGAAGCAAUUUCAAAUUCAUUUAAACAAUUAAAUGAUAUUGCUAUUGGUAGUGGUAGUUGUAGUGGUAGUAAUAAUAAUACAACUCAACAACCAUUAUUAAUUGGGUCAAUUAAAAGCUCAAUUGGUCAUUUAGAGGCAGCAUCGGGUGUUGCAUCAUUAAUUAAAUGUUGUUUAAUGUUUAAAAAUGGUUACUUUGUUCCAAAUAUUAAUUUUAAUAAACCAAAUCCAAUGAUUAAAUUUAAUGAAUGGAAUUUAAAAGUUGUAACUGAACCAAUUCAAUUUAAUACAAAUAAACAAAUAACAAUGUUAAUCAAUAGUUUUGGUAUUACUGGUUCAAAUUGUUGUUUAAUUUUAUCACAAUUUAAAAAUAAUGAAAAUCAACAACAACAACAACAACAACAACAACAACAACAACAACAACAACAACAACAACAACAACAACGAGGACAGCAGCAAUAUGAUAAUAGUCAACCAAAAAAGUAUUUAAUACCUUUUUCAGCAAAUUCAACUUUAUCAUUAAAGAAAUAUCAAUCAAUUAUUGAAAGUGAAGAAUUUCAAUUAAAAAUAAAUUUUAAUGAAUUUGUUAAAAAUCAAAUUUUUAAUAAAUCUUUAUCACUUUAUCAACGUUUAGUAAUUUUUUCGGUUUCAAAUUGGGAUGAAUUUAAUAAACAAAAACAAUCACAAAAAGAAAAAGAAAAAGAAAAAGAAAGAGAAGGAGAAGAGAAAGAACAAUUAAAUAGAGUUCAAACAUUAAAUUCAAAGUCAUCAACAAUGUCAAUGGUUCAUAGUAAGAAUCCUAUAGUUGUAUUUGUAUUUGCAGGUCAAGGUUCACAAUAUAGUAGAAUGGCAAUGGAAUUAUAUAAUAGUGAACCAAUUUUCAAACAAUCAAUCAAUAUGUUUGAUAAUAAAUUAUUUAAAUAUUAUGGUUAUUCAGUUUUUGAAAAAUUCAUAUCAAUUACUGAUCAUGAUGAUGAUAUUAGUAUUCAACAUCCAACAAUCGCACAACCAAUAAUGUGUAUGUUAGCUAUAUCAUUAUUUGAAUUUUAUAAACAUUGGGGUAUUGAAGCAUCAUUUAUAGUUGGUCAUAGUUUAGGUGAGAUUCCAGCAGCUUAUUGCUCAGGUAUGAUUACAUUGGAUACUUUAUGUUAUUUAAUUUAUCAUAGAUCAUUAGCACAAAUUCAAACACAUUGUAAUGGUGGUAGAAUGUUAUCAGUUAAUAUUAGCUCUGAAGAUUAUUUAUCAUCAAAUUAUUCAACUAAAUACCCAGAUAUUGAAAUUGCAUGUUACAAUUCACCAAAUUCAAUUGUAUUAGGAGGUAAAGAACAACAAUUAAAUCAAAUAUCAAAUGAAUUAAAAGAUAAAGGAAUUUUCUCAAAAAUGUUAGCUUCAUUAUCAUCUUUCCAUACUUCAAAUCAAAAAAUAGUAAAAGAUGAUAUUUCAAAAUUAAAUAUUGAUUAUGAAUUACCAAAAAUACCAAUUUUCUCAACUGUUACAACAAAUUUAUAUUAUAAUAAUUUUAAUGAUAGCAAUAAUAAUAGUAAUAAUAAUAAUAAUAAUGUAGAAACAACAACAACACCAUUUAACUCUGAAUAUAUUUAUAAUAAUAUAGUAGAACCAGUUAAAUUUUCACAAACUAUAUCAAAUUUAUAUAAACAUAUUGAAAUAAAUAAAUUGGGAACUGAUAUUGUAUUCAUUGAAUUAGCACCACAUCCAACAUUACAAUUUUAUUUAAAACAAAUGAUACCUGUAUCAACAAAUUAUUUUAGUGGGAAAAUAUCAAUUUAUUCACCACUUCAUAAGAAAAAGAAUGAUACUAUGGAGAUUCAAAAAACAAUUGCUAAACUUUAUUGUGAAAAUAGAUAUAAUAUUAAUUUUAAAUCACAAUUUGAUUGUGGUAGUAUUAAUAACCACAACCACACAGUAAUACCACCACUACAACAACCACAACCACAACCAUUACCAAAUUAUCAAUGGGAUGAUGAAAAGUAUUGGAAAGAAGAUUUGAUUCAACAAAAACAUAGAAUUGAGGGACCACCAAUUGAUAUACUUGGUUUAUCAAACUAUGAUAAUUCAUCAAAUGUUAAAUCAUAUCAAACAUUUAUUGAUAUAAAGAAAGAACCAUUCAAAUAUCUUAAAGGUCAUAUUGUAAAUGGUAAAUACUAUUUCCCAGGUUGUGGUUACAUUGAUAAUCUAUUGAAAUUAUAUCCAUCACAAGAUUUGACUAUUAGUUCAAUGGAAUUUAAAUCACCAUUAAUUUUAAUAGAUGGUAUUAAUCAAUGUUUACAAACAAAUGUUUUCCAAACUGGUAAAACUGAAUUUAAACUUUAUUAUCACUUUAAAGAUAAUAAAUCAAAUGAAUGGGUACAAUCAUGUAUUGCUAAUUUUCAAUUAUUAAAUAAUAAUAAUAGUAAUAAUAAUAAUAGUAAUAAUAAUAAUAAUAAUAAAAAAUUAAAUUUACAAGAAAUAAUUUCAAAAAAGUGUAAUAAAACAAAAAUAUCAAGAAUUGAUUUAUAUCAACAUAUAAAAUCAAAAACAGGUUUAACUUAUAAUGAUGAAUUUCAAGGUGUUAUUCAGUGUUUUUUAGGUGAUAGUUGUUCUUUAUCAGAAGUUACUGUUAAUUCAUCAACAUCAAAAUCAUUUUUUAAAACACAAUUAUUAGAUAGUUGUUUACAUGGAAUGAUUGCAUUAAUUCAAGAAAAUUGUCAACUAGUUUUUCAUAAAAUUGAAGGAUUAAAAUAUUAUUCAUCAAAUUUACAAGUAUAUGAAACAAAUGAUAUUAAUAGUAGUAAUAAUAGUAUUUUCGUUUAUUCAAAAUUUAAAUCAAGAUUAGGAAAUUCAUAUUUAGCAUCAAUUAUUAUAAUGUUAAAAGAUGGUACGAUUUUAAUUGAAAUUGAAAGAGUAAUUUGUAAAUCAUUAAAAAUAGUUAAAAAUCCCUUAGAAAUUGAAUAUCCAAUUGAUUUAGUAUAUUCAAGAUAUUUACAACCAAGAGAUUCACCAAUUGGUGCACCUUCAUCAUUUAAAUCACUUUAUGAAUCUGAUCAAUUUAAAUCAAAAGAUAUCUAUAGUUCAAAUAUUUCAAUUUAUCAAAAUUUUAUAUCAUCUUCAUUGUUUUUAAAUAUUAAUAAAAGAAAUUCAAAUAUAACAAUUAAAGAAAUUGAAAAUCAAUCAAUUGAUCAAUUAUUUUUAAAUUUUAAAUCAAUUUUUAUUAAUAAAAAUUUAGAAAAUUCAAUUCAAUAUGAAAGAUUAUUUAAAUCAGUUUUUAAAACUAUAAAAAUGUUUGGUUAUAAAAAUAAUAAUAAUAAUAAUUUUAAAGAAUUAAAAAAACAAAUGGAAAAUAAUAAUAAUUAUAAAAUUUUAAAGAGAUCAACUAGAGUAAUUUCAAAACAAUUAUUUCCAUUUGAAAAUGAAAAUGAUUCAAAUUUAGAUAGUCCACAAAUUUUAUUUGAAGAUGGUUUACUUGAUAAAUUUUAUUCAGAUACUGAAUUUGUUGCAAAAAAUCAUCAAUUACUUGCUGAAAUUAUUAAAGAAUCUAUUAAACCAUUGGUAUUGAAAAAAGAGAAAAUCACAAUAAGAAUUUUAGAAUUUGGUGGUGGUGUUUCUUCAUUAUCAAUGGUUGUAUUAAAUAAAAUUACUCAAUUACUUGAAGAGAGUAAUAAUGUUUUUAAUCAAAUUGAUAUUGAAUAUACAUGGAGUGAUAUUUCAACGUCAUUCAUACCAGAUGCAAAAUUAAAAUUAUCAAAAAUUAUAAACAAUAAUAAUAAUAAUAAUAAUAAUGAGAAUAAUAAUGAUUUAGAUUUAGAUGGUGGUAAAUUUGGUAUAAAAAUAAUUUAUCGUUCAUUAGAUUUAGAAGAACCAUUAAUUGAAAAACAAAAUUUGAAAUAUUCAUAUUAUGAUUAUGUAAUAAUGUCAAAUGUAUUACAUGUGGUUAAAGAUAUUAGAUUUUCAAUUGAUCAAAUUUAUAAAGUUCUUGUACCAAAUGGUCAAUUAUUAUUUAUAGAACCACCAUUUAAUUCAAUAAUUCUAGAUAAUGUAUUUGGUGUUUUCAAUCAGUGGUGGUCAUUUCAAGAUACUGAUAUCAGAAAAGAUAGUUGUUGUAUGAAUCAACAAUCUUGGUUCGAUUUAUUAACAAAUCAUAAUUUUAAAUAUAUAAUAAUGUCAAAAGAAUUAGAAUCAGUUUCUUUUUUAAUUCAUUGUAAAAAACCAUCAAUUCUAGAAAUUAAUAUUAAUAAUAAUAAUAAUAAUAAUAAUAAUAAUAAUAAUAAUAAUAAUAAUAAUAAUAAUAAUAAUAAUAAUAAUAAUAAUUAUGAAGAUAAUGUUAUUAUAUUUUGUAAUGAAAUUGAUAAAGAUAAUAAGAAUAAUAAUAAUCAUUUUAUUAAAAUGUUAGAAUCAAUUUAUUCAUUUAAAAUUAUUAUUAAAAUUUCAAGUAUUAAAGAAUUUAUAGAAUUAGAAGAAUCAAAUAUUAUUACAAAUAAAUCAAUAAUUUAUUUUAUUAAACCUAUUGAACAAUUAAACUUUGAAAAUUUUAAAUUGGUAACAUUUGAAUUUAUUGAAAUUAAUAAGAGAUUAUUAUCAUCAAAUAAUUUAAAAUGUAAACAUGUUUUAAUUACAACCAAUGUAAAUAAUGGUAAAAAUUAUUUAUCAGCAUCAGUUAUUGGAGCUGCAAAGUAUUUUGAAGAGUUUUCAGAACAAUUACAACUUUUCUAUAUAGAUUUUGAUCAACAAUCAAUUGAAAAUUUAAAUUUAAUUUCAAAAAUUGAUUCUUUAAUUGAUGAGACUAUUAAUACUCAAAAGGAAUUUAUAAUAAUGAAUAAUGAAAUUUAUUAUGAAAGAUAUAAAAAAGAAUCAAUUAAAAAUUUAAUCAAUACAUUUAAAUCAAAUUCAUUUGAAUAUGGUAUUGGUGUUAGUAAUGAUUCUUUUUCAAAUGUUUAUUUAAAAUUAACAUCAAAUUUAGAAUAUAAAUUAAAAUCGAGAAAAGAAAUUAUUAAAUCGAAUAAGGUUGAAGUGAAUGUAUUAAGUUUAGGAGUGAAUUAUAAAGAUUAUUUAGUAUAUUGUGGAUUGGUUCCGCCAGAGAUUUGUAAUCGUAAAGGUGAUAUUAACAAUCCAGAGAUUGGUAUUGAUUUCUCUGGUAUCAUUACAAGGGUUGGAAAAGAUUGUGGUGAAGAUCAAUUUAAAGUGGGUGAUGAAGUUUAUGGAAUUGCGUUCGAUUCGUCAUCUUCUCAUAUUAUCAUUGAUAAAGAUUACAUUGUAAAGAAACCAACCAAUUUAAGCCACUCAGAGGCAGCAUCAAUACCAGCAGUGUAUUUAACAUCUUUAUAUUCAAUAUUCAAUAUUGGUAAUUUCAAUAUCCAAGAUAAUGAAUCAAUUUUAAUUCAUUCAGGUACUGGUGGUGUUGGUUUAUCUGCAUUGAAUAUAUUGAAAUGGAAAGGUCAUAAAUCACAUCUAUUCGUUACAGUAGGUUCAAAAGAGAAAGAGCAAUAUCUUAUUGACACCUAUGGUGAUUUUAUCACUGGAAUUUAUUCAACAAGAAAUAAAGAUUAUGUAAAACAAAUUAAAUUAAAAUUAAAACAAUUGGGAUCAAAUAAAAAAGGUGUUGAUUUAAUAUUGAAUACAUUAUCAAGUGAUUAUUUAGAUUCAAAUUUCAAAUGUUUGGAAUGUGGUGGUAGAAUCGUUGAUUUAUCAAUCACUCAUUUAAAUCCAAAUGAAUAUAUAGAUUUUAGUAAAUUCAAAUAUAAUUAUGGUUAUCAUAAUGUUGAAUUAUUAUUUAUAAAUAAAAGAAAACUUCAAAUUUUAUUUUUACAAAUAUCAAAUGCAAUUGAAAAUAAUCAAUUAAAUUUAAUACCAAUUAAUGAAUAUUCAAAUUUAAAAAUAAAAGAAGCAAUUGAAUUUAUAAAUGAACGUAAACAUAUUGGUAAAAUUAUUGUAAAUAAUAAUAUUAAUUUAAUAAAUAAAUUAAUUGAAAAUAAUAAUUUCAAUAGUAGUAGUAGUAGUGGUAGUAGUAGUGGUAGUGGUAGUAUUGAUGUUAAGGAACCAAUUUUAAAAUCAAAUUAUAAAAUAAAUAAUGAUAAUUUAGGUUCAACAAUAUUAGUUACAGGUCAAACGGGGAUAGUUUUAGAGAUAUUAAAAUGGAUUGUUAAAUUUUCAGAUUGUGUUAAAGAUAUUAUAAUAUUUUCAAAAUCACCAAUGAAAUGGGAAUUAGAAUUAUUAGUAAACAAUAAUUCAAAUAUUAGAUUUCAUUUUAAGAGUAUUGAUAUUUGUAAUGAAAGUUUAGUAAAUGAAUCAAUCGAUCAAAUAUUAAAAGAUAAUCCAUUGAUAAAUAAUGUUGAUUCAAUUUUUCAUUUUGCAUUUCAACAAGUUUCUAGAAAAGUUAAUAAAAUUGAUAUGGAAAGUUUGGAUAUUUCACAUGGUGCAAAAACAUUUGGUGCAAUUAAUUUACAUAAUCAAUCGAUAAAGAGGAAUUGGAAAUUAAAACAAUUUGUAAUGGCAUCUUCAAUUGCUUCAAUCAUCGGUUCUUCAAAACAAUGUUCUUAUGUUUGUGCGAAUAAUGUUUUAGAUUCAUUAUCAAGAUUUAGAAAAUCAAUUGGGUUACCAUCAAUUUGUACAAAUUAUGGUUCUUUAGGUGAUGCAGGAUUUGUAUCAAGAUUUGAAUCAGUUGGUGAAAUGUUAGUUGGUCAAGGUUUAAAUCCAAUCUCUACAAAUUUAAUUUUAGGUUCAUUAGAUUUACAAAUUCAAAAUCAACAUUUAUCAACAAAUCUUUUAAUUUGUAAUUUCAAUUUUCCAGCUUUUAAAGUAAAUGCUCAAAUUCCUAAACAAAAAUUUGAUUUUAUUAUUAAUUCAAUCGAUGGUGGUGGUGGUGGUUCCAAUAGUAGUAGUGGCAGUGGUGGUGGUGGAAAAGUUGUAGAUUCAUUAAAUAUUAAAGAUAUUUUCAUUAAUAAAAUAUCAGAAUUCCUUUCAAUUGAAUCAUCUAAAAUUAAUCAAGAUUUACGAUUACUUGAUUAUGGUGCAGACUCAUUAUUAACUGUUCAAUUAAAAAAUUGGAUAGAUAAAGAAAUCUCUCCAAAUAUUAUUACAAUUCAACAAAUUCAAAAUAAUACAAUCUCUUUAGUAAUUAAAAUUAUCAUUACAGCUAUUGAUAAUAAAAAAAUAAAAGAUAGUAAUCAACAAUCAAAUAAUAAUGAAAAUAUUAAAACUGGUUCAUUCAUUGGGGGUAAAAGUAAAAAUAAUAAUGUUAAAAAUUUAAAAUUUUGGAAAAAACAAAUUAAAUUAAAAGUUAUUGGUAAUGAAUUUUCAUCAUCAACAUCAUCGUAUGUAAAUAUUACUAAAAAUGGUGGUACUAGUAAAAAUAAUAAAAGAAUAUUAUUCCCUUUUUCAAGUGGUGGUUAUUUAAGUACUUAUUUAUUAUUUAAUUUAGUUAAAGAUUCAAAUUGUUCUAUAGUUUAUUGUUUAAAUACAUCAAUUGAUUUAAUAAUUCAAAGCCUAAAGUACCAUCAAUUAUAUUUUAAUUUAAAUCAAAAUGAAAUUUCAAAAAUUAAUAUUAUAUCAGUUUCAUCAGAAAAAGACUAUAAUCAAUUAUUCAUCAAAAAUAAUGAUAUAAAUUUAAUAAUUAUUGUUUCAAGUGAUUCAUUUCAAGAUUCAAUUUUAUUUGAACAAGAAUUUAAUGAAACUGAAUUAAAUUUGGUUAAAGAAUUAAUUAAAUCUUUAAUAAUUAAUGGUUAUUGUAAUAAUAAUGAUAAUAAUAAUAAUAAUAAUAAUAAUAAAAUUUCAAUUAUAAAUAUAUCAUCAAUAUAUAUUUAUUUAGGAAUAUCAAAUGAAUUUAUUAAUGAAAAUGAAUAUAAUAGUAUUGAAAUUCCAAAUUUUGAAUCAAUUGAAAAAUUACCAUUAUCAAGUGGAAAAAUUCAAAGUAGUUUAUUAAUUGAACAUUUUCUAAAAGAUUGUUCAAUAAAAUUUAAUAUACCAUCAACAAUGAUAAGAAUUCCUCCAAUUUUUUCAAAUAUUGAAACUGGUUUAGGAAAUGAAAAUGAAUUAUUACAAUUAUUUUUACAAUCUUGUCAUUCAAUUGGAUUUUAUCCAAACGUUUCUACAUCAUAUCCAACCAUUCCAAUUAAUCAUUUAUCAAAUUUAAUUAUAAAUCAAAUAAAUAAUCAAAAUUAUUAUGAGCAUGAUAAUGAAAAAGGAAAAUUAUUAUUUAAUACAAUUAAUUUAAAUAAUAAUAAUAGUAAUAAUAAUAAUAUAAAUUCACAACAGAUUAAUCAAAUAUUAAAAUGUGAAUUUAAUUGUAAACAGAUUGAAUUUAAUGAUUGGAUUCAAAUUUUAACAGAUUCAAAUAAUUCUUCUUGUGUUUAUAAAUAUUUACAACUUCAUAAUAUAAUUACAAAAUAUAGUAAUAGUAAUACUGACACCAUUCAAGAAAAUAAUUUAGAAAUUAUAAAUCAAAUGAUUAUUAAUCAUUUAAAACAAAAAAAGUAA
Molecule: messenger RNA, 9525 nt
Organism: Dictyostelium discoideum AX4
Lineage: Eukaryota; Evosea; Eumycetozoa; Dictyosteliales; Dictyosteliaceae
Gene: pks15
Exons: 1
Coding region: 1-9525 (3174 amino acids)
Molecular function (GO): oxidoreductase activity; acyltransferase activity; transferase activity
Source: RefSeq, a predicted model, not a curated record